Prorocentrum cordatum is the source of this 3246-nucleotide messenger RNA. Lineage: Eukaryota; Dinophyceae; Prorocentrales; Prorocentraceae. The record is from the annotation of a GenBank genome assembly.
AUGGGAAAGCGUGCUAUCAAACGCCCUGCUGCCGCCUCCGCGCCGAAGAAGCGGCCUGCGAGCGCUUUCAGGCCGUUCCCCUUGCGCAAGAGGGGCAAGGACAAGAUGGGCCAACGCAGGAAGCAAGCGAAGAAGGUCGAGUACGUGCGCCACGGGAAGAAGACCGUGAAAUCCCGCAAGGAGCGCGAAACCUGGUGCCGCAACUACGACAGCUUCCACGGGAAAACUGCGGACCAGAUGGUAGACCUGCUCCUCGAGGAUGGCGUCCUGUUUGGCUGGGAAGGCCGCGCCUGCCCUCACUGCGGCGUCGGAACCUGCGGCGCGCGGGUGCACGAUGACAAUCGCGGCCCGCAUUGGCGAUGCAACAGCGGUAGGCUGCGCGGCAAGACCGUCAACCCGUGCACCGCCCACCCCGUCUUCAAGUCUGGCGGGGGUUGCCAAUCGUCGAGUUUGUCGACGAAGGCCAAGGUCCUCUUCUGCCUCACGCUCGGCAUGACCACCGCCCAGAUACACUUGCUGGCAGGUGCCAACCACAAGAUGAUGGAGGACAUGAGCGCGGCCGUGGCAGCCGCGCGGCAGAUCUACGUGGAAAAGAACGAACCCAACAUUGUCUUCGGCGACGAAGCUCAGCGGCGCUGGUUCGACGUGGAGGCGGAUGAGUCGGUCUUCCGCGCCCAGCUGUCCGACGACGGCCGUUCCAAGACGUGGGAACAGUGGGCGGGCGUCGUCGAGCGCGGGCGCCCUGAUAGCCUCGUUCUGUGGAAGACCCAGUCAGACGGCACCGAGGCCAACGCGCCAGGCCCAGGCGCCAUCAAGAAGACGGAUUGGGCGCCGUUCCUCCAAAGCCGCUUAGAGAAAAGGAAGGUCACCUUGCACUCUGACGGGGCCCGCAGCUACAAGAUGCGCGCGUCGGGGCUCGUGCACGACCACGUCGUGCACUGCGAGAAGCGGAAGAAGAUCGGCAGGAAGUGGGUCUGGUUGAAGCCAGUCCACUCGAAGGUUGUCACCCACAAGUUGCCCGACGGCUCCAAGAUCAGGGUAAAGGCAGGGACGCAGAUCACCGACCGCGCCUGGAGGUCCAUCAGAACCCUCAUUGGCACGCGCACGGACCUCCCAGGCAGCAGGCGUAUCGCGGCUUCGGUUCGCUCGGCCCAGUUCGAGUACUGGAACAAGGGCAAGGAUAUGUGGGCGGCCACCGCGGAUGCCAUCUGGGAGGUGCAGCCGCUGGGACAGGUUGCGUACGACGCCGAGGGAGACGGCAAGCUCACCUUUGAGGAGGCGUCGUUGAUGGUCAGCGGUAGCAAGUUAGACUACCACCCCUCGAAGUGCGUCAAGAAAUUGGUCGCUUUCGCCGACAUGGCAUCCAACUACGAGGGCCCGAUUGACUUCGACAAGGUGCACGAGUUGCGCGCACUGGGUAGGUUCAAGGACUUGCAGGAGCCGCUGUCGCUCAAGCAGGAGCCCGUCGUCCCGCACACGAUGCAGAUCUUCAUCGUUCGCCAGAAGCCAGAGGACAGCGAGUGUUCGGCAUACCGCAUCCUCAAGGUUGUUUCUUUCGAUAAAAACAGAGUCGAUUCUGCGACCAUCCUCAAGUGUGCUCGCGGAGAGGCCCACAAAAUCGACUACGGCAAAAACGUUCGGGCGGGGUCGAUUGCGUUCCAGUUCAUGCUGGAGAAGCUCGAUGGCUAUCAAAUGCGGUACUUCACGAUCAAGCCGCAGCGCGAGCGGAAGCAGCCGCUAGAGGAGGACGAGCGCGCGCAGGGUUACACGUUCAUCCGUGAACACGGCCCCCGCAGCAAUAACAGAAACCAAUUCAUGGAAUGGGCUGACGCAGGGGUCAACAGGGAGGGUUCGAAGAUAUUCGGAUGGCCUGCGUCCAAGGUGGAGACUGCGCUGCGCAAUUACCAGAAGGGCAGGACGAAUGCCAAACCGAUCUCGCGCUGGAGUUUGACGCUGAAGGACUUCUCUGGCUGGUUCCUCAAUGGCGUCCUCCGCCUGAUGAUUGGCACGCUCCACACGCACGGGGUGAUGUGGGUCGGGAAGUCCAGAGUUGGCAAGAGCAACGGUUCGAAGACGCCUGCUUGGGUUCAUUCGGCGUACAGCAUACAGAAGAAGGGCACCGCCGAUGAGAUCGCUUUCCUGACGGUGAAGCAUAUGGAUUUCUUCAUGGGCGAGCCGACGACGGAGAUCCUCCCUGGCAUUUUCGACGACGGCCUGCUUCAGAAGGUAUCCGCUGAUGUGCUCAAGGCUUUCUUGAACCCCAAGAAAGAGGACGCUCUGCUGUGGGCUCGGUGGGGCGGAUGCGCUUUCGAGCAAGGGUCGCGCAGACAGGCCGUCGCGAACGCCUGCGACCGCGACGCGGAGAAGGCGGCGCUGGAUGCCGCGACGCUAAACAAGCACGGCCUCGACCUGCUCAAGCGUAUCAUCGCGCCGUCUCUGGAGGAUGUCAGGACAGAGGAGGACUUCAACGCCAUCCUCGCCAGGGCGCGCGUCAUCGCGGUGACGGACCUCGGCGUGCAUUGGCGCGUGGCAUCCGCCAACCUGCAGGACGGUGCAGAGUUCAUGCCGUGGCCCAGCCCCAGGAGCCCCGACCUCUUCGUCAGCGAAGUGCGGGACGCGACGUCGCCAGCCAUCCGCCCGCUCCCCUCAGACUACGCCGAAAAGAUGGCUCGGUCGAUUGGGUGCAUGAGCAAUGUGGUCGCGGGCCUUGACGUGCCCACUAUUGCGACUGUCCAUGUUGCUCCUAUCUUCGGCGAUGGCCCUGCGCGCGUUGUCUCCGCUGUCGGCAACGUUUCAGGGUUCGUUCCAGGCGCGGCCAGCGCUCCGCCAGCCGCCGCGGCCGCUUCGGCGUUUUCCCAGCCGCCAGCCGAGUUGUCCCAGGAGGAGGACGCGUUCGGCUUCGGCGGCGGAAUGGACGAACCGCCAGAAGACAGCUCGCGCGCCGCCAGCUCCGCGCAGCCCAACAUCGCUGGGCGUUGCGGCGAGCUCACCACGGAGGACCAGGACGAGCAGCUCGCGAUUUUCAAGAGCCUCGCCAAGGCGCACCACGGUGCGUUCGAGGACUUGUCCUCGCCUCCGCCAGUGAAGAGGGCGAGGGGGCUCAUGAUGGGCUGCGGUGGUCCGCUGUCACCCGUGGAUGCCGAUGAGCAGAGGGCGAUCUGCGCUUCCAUUGCCGCCUCGACCCACGGUGAAACGAUCGAUGUCGAGGAUGGCGACGGUCUGUCGGCAGAGCUCGCGCGCGCUUGA